Molecule: messenger RNA, 1101 nt
Organism: Penicillium soppii
Lineage: Eukaryota; Fungi; Ascomycota; Eurotiomycetes; Eurotiales; Aspergillaceae
Product: tyrosinase family protein
Exons: 3
Coding region: 1-1101 (366 amino acids)
Molecular function (GO): oxidoreductase activity
Source: RefSeq, a predicted model, not a curated record
AUGGCCGUCGCAUCUAGUCAACUGGAUCAACUUGCCCAGCACGCACUUGAUGUGACAAAAAUCAUGAUUGACCACUCCCAGGGGAACUGUACUCUGGAAAGUCUGCAGGUUCGACGUGACUGGAGAGCCUUCUCUACAAGUCAAAAGAAAGCAUACCUUGAAUCUGUCCUAUGCCUGCAAGCACUGCCCGCUCGUACGCCUUUAGAUUUGGCUCCAGGGGUUAGGAGUCGAUAUGAUGACUUUGUGGCCACUCAUAUCAACCAAACCCUCAUGAUUCACCGCACGGGAACAUUCCUGGGCUGGCAUCGAUACUUUAUUCAUGAAUUCCACGCUGCUCUGCGAGAUGAGUGUGGCUAUAUUGGUGACUACCCCUAUUGGGAUUGGGGUGCUGAUGCCAGUUCCAUGGAAAAAUCAGAAGUUUUUGAUGGCAGUGACACCUCUUUAUCUGGAAAUGGAGUUUUUAUUCCAAAUCAGUUAGAUAUCAAGGUACUCACAGGAAACUAUACGCCUUCGGUAUUUCCAACUGGUUCAGGUGGAGGCUGUGUCACGAGUGGCCCAUUUAAGAAUUACGUCGUCAAUAUGGGACCUUCAUUUCUAUCUACACCGGGUGGUAAUGUAACUGGCAUGUCAAAUCCCCUCGACUAUAACCCGCGUUGUUUUACGCGAGACCUGACCACCAGCAUUUUACAACAAUUCAAUAACUACACAUCGAUUGUCCAUUUGAUCCUUAACAAUCAUAAUGUUUGGGAUUUUCAAACGGACCUACAAGGAUUACCUGGAACGGGGCUUUUGGGCGUUCAUGGCGGCGGUCAUUACGCCAUGGGUGGUGAUCCUGGUCGUGACGCUGAUGUGAGCCCGGGGGAUCCUGGCUUCUGGCAUCACCAUGGAAUGAUAGAUCGAGUCUGGUGGAUAUGGCAAUCUCUUGACCUUAGAACACGGCAGUACGCAAUUUCCGGAACUGGUACGUUCUUGAACCAGCCUGCCUCUCCAAACACCACCCUGGAAACUGUGAUUGAUAUUGGACAUGCCAAUUCCGGUCCUAUCGCCAUGGGAGACCUAAUGAGUACCAUAGAGGGGCCAUUCUGCUAUGUGUAUAUAUAA